Messenger RNA from Cornus florida, 1101 nucleotides. Its product is annotated as F-box protein At3g07870-like. The transcript has a single exon. Gene Ontology annotation, molecular function: protein binding. Bases 1 to 1101 code for a protein of 366 amino acids. Lineage: Eukaryota; Viridiplantae; Streptophyta; Magnoliopsida; Cornales; Cornaceae. The record is from RefSeq and is a predicted model, not a curated record.
AUGCGAAGUACAGCCAAAAGCCAUGGCCUCUGUGGACUUGGACUUGUAGCAAAGUGGUUCAUGAAACUUCCACCACCACCACCACAACCCAUCCUCCCCAACGACAUCAUCUACUACAUUCUGUUGCUACUACCCGUGAAGUCUCUAGCUCAAUGCAGGUGUGUUUGCAGAGAAUGGAACAACUUAUUAACCGGUUCGAACUUUCUCAAGAACCACUUAGACUAUGCUCGCCGUCGACUCAUUGUGUCAUCCUUCGGAUCUCUCAUGUCUAUGGACUUGGAAGCACGGGGAGAUUUUGUUGUGACCAACGACUGUGACUUCCCAUGGAACAUGACUGCUCAUUUCAUCACGGGCUCUUGUAAUGGCUUGUUGUGUUUGCUUGCUGAUUAUUCCCUCUUUCUGUGGAACCCUUCUACGAGACAAUGUAAGCAACUACCACCACCACCUUCAUAUUGCUUCGUAAGGUAUGGUAUGUUUUAUGGGUUUGGGUAUGACAAGGUUAUUGAUGGAUACUAUAACUAUAAGGUCGUUAGAGGUGAAAACAAUCACGCUUUUCGACAUGGCAACAAAUCCAAAGUUGAGGUCUAUACGAGGAAAACAAAUUCUUGGAAAAGAAUUCAAGACUUGCCUUACUAUUGUAUGUUCCAAGAAAGAGGGACUUUUAUUAAUGGAUCUUUGCAUUGGUUAGCCAUUCGUCAUAGCGAUUUUUGUGCUAUCAUUGCUUCUCUUGAUUUAGCAAAGGAGGAAUUCAGAGAGAUUUUGCUUCCGGAAUUUGAGCUACAAUCGGUCUCGCUUGAAUUGGGGACUUUGAAUGGAAUGCUUUCUGCGAUGUAUAAGAACUUUAAUGGAUGGUCCGUAUAUGCCAUGAAAGAAUACGGUGUGCCAACAUCUUGGAUUAUAUUGAUCACAAUACCUUCUUUUGUGUGGACAAGGGUAAAGAUGCCCUUUUAUUUGAUGAAGAAUGGCGAACUUGUGUUGCAAGUGAGAGAUGACAAACUGUUGAUGUAUGAUCCAAGAAAAAAUACAUUUAAGGAGCUCAUAGACACUAAAUCCGGUAUUGAAUCAACUACUUAUUAUGUGGAGAGUUUAGAGUCACCAUAA